AUGUCGACACCUGAAUCUUUGGACUUGAAACCUGUGAGAGAGCUUUGGGAUCAGAAUCAAAAUAAAAGCCAGGGCAAAUUGCACAAGAAAAAGGGAACAGAGAAUAUCACUCAAGUGAUAGCUGAUGGCAUUCAGGAUGCACUUGUGCACGGUUCCACUGAUAAUAUUGAUAAUAUUAUUUCGGAUUCAAAUCAUGUGAUUGAAAUUUCAGCGACGUCCCUUCGCCAAAAUUCAUCUACAGUCUUGUUACUUGAUUUAGCACAAUUAUUUGAUAAGGCAACCGAUGCUGAACAUUAUACUAUGAAAGCUAACCAGGAAGAAACCUUAUGCUGGAUUAACUAUGGAAAUGAAUUCAUAAUUCAUACACUUAUCAAAGAGACAAAGUCCCAAGAAAACAAUCAAGAUUCGAAACAAGAGACUAAUGUAA
Racocetra fulgida is the source of this 427-nucleotide messenger RNA. The record is from the annotation of a GenBank genome assembly. Lineage: Eukaryota; Fungi; Glomeromycota; Glomeromycetes; Diversisporales; Gigasporaceae.